AACAUUCAUGCUUAACCUAAAAGCUGGUUAAUGUUUGUGGUGUUUCUUUUAUUUAAUUUAAUGGCAAUAGGUUGAAAUAAUGGGCAAAAAGUCAAAAGUAGGAAAACAACGUAAAGAUAAAUACUAUCAAUUAGCUAAGGAAACAGGAUAUCGUUCUAGAGCUGCCUUUAAGCUUAUUCAACUUAACAGAAAAUUUGGAUUUUUGCAAAAAUCUCGAGUAUGUCUCGAUUUAUGUGCCGCCCCUGGCGGGUGGAUGCAAGUGGCGCAUCAGAAUAUGCCCCUGUCCAGUGUUGUUAUCGGUGUGGAUCUGUUCCCAAUCAAACCAGUCCCAGGCUGCAUAGGAUUAACUGAGGAUAUCACCACAGAGAAGUGUAAAACUGCCAUCAAAAAGGAGAUAAAGACAUGGAAAGCUGAUGUAGUGCUGCACGAUGGUGCGCCUAAUGUGGGUCUUAACUGGCUCCAUGAUGCAUAUCAGCAAGCCACUCUAACACUGAGUGCUUUAAAGCUAGCCACACAUUUCUUGAGAGAAGGAGGCUGGUUUGUGACAAAAGUUUUCAGAUCUAAAGAUUACCAUGCACUCUUGUGGGUACUGAAGCAAUUCUUCAAAAAAGUUCACGCCACCAAACCACAAGCGUCAAGAAAUGAAUCUGCUGAAAUAUUUGUUGUAUGUCAAGGAUAUAUUGCACCCGAUACCAUUGACCCAAAGUUCCUUGACCCAAAAUAUGUGUUUGAGGAUUUGGAGAUUGUUAAGAAGCAGCAUACAAACUUGCUUCACCCUGAGAAGCAGAAAAAGGCUAAGGCUGAGGGCUACAAGGAAAAUGACUACACCACACACCACAAAGUUCUUGUGUCACAGUUUAUGGGUAAAGAGGAUCCGCUAGACCUACUACAAGGCUGCUCACAGAUUGUAAUAGAUGAUAAAACUAUAGAGGAACAUCCUAAGACAACUCCAGAAAUAAAGGAAUGUUGCCAAGAUAUUAAAGUUUUGGGACGGAAAGAUCUUAAGUCUCUGUUGAGCUGGUUAAAACAUAUGAAGGAAUUGAAAACUUCUCAGGAGAAAAAAGAGGAAACAGAAGAAACACCCAAAGAGGAGGAAGAAGAGAAGCCUGCUGAGGACAAGGAAGAGGAUGCUGUUGACACCGAGAUUGCUGAACUUCAGGAUGAGGAGCGUCGUCAAUCAAAACGGAAGCGGAAACAAUUGAAUAAGCAGAGACAAAAGUUGGCUGAGAAAAUGAACUUGAAGAUGGUUCUAAAGGGAGAUGAUGGACCGAUUCUAGAGAGCAAUGACAUGUUCAGAUUGUCUGACAUUAAAAAUGCUGAUGAAUUAGCUCGAACAAUAGACCAACAGCCAGAUCUCGUGGCAGAGCCAGACUCUGAUUCAGAUGAUGAGUUUAAAAUGAAACAGAAAUAUGUGAAAUAUGAUGUGGAGGCUUCUAAGCUGGACAAGUCGGGAGUCUAUUAUAAGGACUCUGACAGUGAACUGGAAAUGGAGAGCGAUUCUGAGGACGAAAAUGAUAAGGAAACAUUAGCGUUUUCGGACGACGAGAAGCAAUCAAAGAAAAUAGACAAGCUAACAAAACUAAACACAUUAAAGAACAGCAAGCCGGCUAGAAACACUAUCCCCAAGGAUAACCCACUGCUGACCGACCUGGACAACCGCGAUCCGGUGUCCAAGCGGUCCAUGAAGGCCGAGCUCUGGUUCCAGAAGGAUGUCUUCAAAGAUAUUGAGGAGGAGGAUGAUGAAGGCGUGGACCUGGAUAAACUGGCUGAGACAUAUAAGGAGAAAGGAAAAACUGUUGCAAACGAGCUAAUGGAAACUGAUGAUGCGCCAACAAGAGGAUCGAAGAGGAAACAGUCUGAUUUAGAGAGUGACGAUGAUGAUGAUGACGACGAUGAUUCAUCAGACAGCGAGUAUGAGGUGGAAAAGAACGUGGCUCCCUCUACUGGCAAAGCGGGAAAAGGUGGCAAGAAGGAUGGCUUUGAAGUGGUUUCACAGGACCCAGAACUAAAAAGGCUUAAGAAGACUCUCAAAAUGGACGCCGAGACGCUAGCCCUCGGCACCAUGAUCGCGACGUCAAAGAAGUUCAAGAGAGAUCUGAUAGACGACGCUUACAAUCGGUACACGUUCAACGACAAGAAUCUGCCGGACUGGUUCGUGGAGGAUGAGAAGAAACAUAUGAAGAAGGAGGUUGUCGUCCCUGAGAAAUACACUGAGGAAUACAAAACGAAAUUACAAGACAUCAACACUAGGCCAAUCAAGAAAGUAAUCGAAGCUAAAGCUAGAAAGAAGAAGCGCAUGAUUAAAAAGAUGGAGCGCGCGAAAAAGAAGGUCGAGGCCGUCAUCGAAAACGCCGAAAUGUCUGAGCGGGAGAAAUCACAGCAAAUAAGGACGCUGUACAAGAAAGCGCAGACAGACGGUAAGAAAAAGGUCACGUACGUAGUUGCGAAGAAGCACACCACGGCUAAACGUAUGAAACGGCCGACCGGGGUGAAGGGCCAUUACAAGGUGGUCGACCCUCGCAUGAAGAAGGAUCUGCGCGCGCAGAAGGCCAAGGAGAAGACCGUGGGCCGCGGCAAGAAGGGCAAGUCCAUGAAGGGCAACAAGGCUCCCAGGGGGAAACAGAAACAACAGAAAAAGAAAGGUAAAAAGGCCAAGUGAUUUAUGUAGUCCUAGUCUAUAGGGUGACGUGAAGUGGAAGCUAAAUGAUUAAGUAUAUUACGUUUCGUAAAUAUACGUUUUAAAAUAUAA
Molecule: messenger RNA, 2749 nt
Organism: Leguminivora glycinivorella
Lineage: Eukaryota; Metazoa; Arthropoda; Insecta; Lepidoptera; Tortricidae
Product: pre-rRNA 2'-O-ribose RNA methyltransferase FTSJ3
Exons: 10
Coding region: 80-2659 (859 amino acids)
Biological process (GO): maturation of LSU-rRNA from tricistronic rRNA transcript (SSU-rRNA, 5.8S rRNA, LSU-rRNA); maturation of 5.8S rRNA from tricistronic rRNA transcript (SSU-rRNA, 5.8S rRNA, LSU-rRNA); rRNA methylation
Cellular component (GO): nucleus; nucleolus; preribosome, large subunit precursor
Molecular function (GO): rRNA (guanine) methyltransferase activity; rRNA (uridine-2'-O-ribose)-methyltransferase activity
Source: RefSeq, a predicted model, not a curated record